Megalopta genalis is the source of this 492-nucleotide messenger RNA. The record is from RefSeq and is a predicted model, not a curated record. NCBI's taxonomy places the organism in Eukaryota, Metazoa, Arthropoda, Insecta, Hymenoptera, Halictidae.
AUGAAUGCUCCAGUAUCAGAAGACAAUUUCUUUGUUUCACAAUCAGAAAAAAAUUGGAGCAUUGAUACAUCUAAAUAUUCUGAGUACUUUACACUUGAUUUGAAAAUUUUAUCCGCAGCAAUUGAAUCAAUUCCAUUCAAUGAAAAUGUUAAUAUUCAUACUAAAUACUUUAGUAGUGACCAAUUGACAAAUAUUUAUAACAAAGCAGAGCAGGGUAAACAGAAAUACAAUGAAAUGUUAAAUAGUUUAGAAACUGAAGUUUCAAGUGAUCUAAAAAAUAUAGAAAGUAAUCAAGAUUCAAUAGAUGAUACAACUGAGGAUCUAGAUUUUUUGCUAUCACUCAAAGAACCUGUGGAUGAGCCUUUAAUGGCAGUAAAGCCUUUACCUACACCUUUUGAUGCUGGUCUAGAUACAAAAACAGCAAAUAAAUCUAGUAAACCUAUAAAAUCUAUCGAUUUGGAAAAGUGGUUGGAUUCUGUUUUAGAUGAUUAA